AGUAAAACCUCAAACAACUACUUCAAAUAUUAAAAAAUCUACAAAAUAAAAACAAAGAAUAAUCUUGAAGAGCAAGAGUGUUGUGUGAUUUUUUUUAAGUUGUAAAAUAUAAAAGAAUAUUGUGACAAAAUGCCUCUGUACUCGGAUUCCACGAACUACUACUACAGCGGCGGUAGCAGUCAGCUCUACUCGCCGUACUAUAGCUCCGGUCUGGGCUUAAAUCUGCCCGGAUCGAGCAGCUAUACCUCCAGCUACAAUCGCUCCUAUCCGGCCAGCUAUAUGGUGCCCCUCAGUCCCUCCUCGCCCCGCUCGCCCAGCUAUACGAGUGGCGCCUCCAGCAGUUCCAGUAGCUCCCUCCACGGCCUCGGCUCCAGGUAUCAGCCCAAACUGACCACAAUCACCGAAAGUGGCAGGCACAGCGGCCACAGCAGCCUGAUGCCUCUUACUAGGAUCCAGUCCCCCAAGUACACAUCCACUAGCUACGCCUCAACCACGCCCACCACCCGGUAUAUUCCGCCACGUCCCAUCGCCAUAAAUACGGCGGAUAUCGAUGUGAGUUCCUCGCGGUAUCGCCGGGGAGUGACUCCCAAGUCCAAUGAGAAGGAUGACAAAGACAAGGAUAAGGACAAAGAAAAGGAUAAGGAAAGGGACAAGGACGAAGUCAAGAAACAGGACACCAAGAAAGAAAUAAAAGAAGAAGUCAAAACAGAAGACCCAGCCAAGGAGAACUUCCUCGAAGUCCCGGAAUCGGGACCCAAGCGCCGUUCUACUAUUCGAAGAAAUCGCGCUGUGGUUCGACUUUCCACCAUACGACGUCGCAGCAAGGAUCGUGCUGAGGAGAAUACUUCCAGCAAGAACCCAGAACCCAUCCAACCGCCAGAACAUCAGUUCCGGGAUCUUCCACCAGCCACCGAGCCCAGUCUGAGUUGGCGACAAAAGUUGGCCGAAGAAUUGGCGGCCUUCCCAGUGACCAGUAAUAAGAAAUCCCCCGGAGAAUUGCUCCGCGAACGAUUCUACAUCCGGGAUGGCAAGGAGGAGCCACCAGUCACUAAUCAGGCCCAGGUCCAGGAACUAAUCCAGCCACAAAGUGCCCAGAAGAGUGAGGCCCCCAAGGAGGAACAAAACCAAAAGAAUGAUCAGGAGAAAGAUGAUUCCGAGUCCCUCGAUGAUCAGGAGGAGCUGGAAGAGAUGCAGCAGAAAAUCCGAAGGUUGAGUUUGGUUCAAUGUCCCACAUUUCAUGAUAUCUGCGAGGAUAUAUCCUCCGAUAAGAUCGACGAUGAUCUGAAUGCCGGGGAGCUGAGGCGCAGAGCCUCCAUUAUCCAGGAACAGGAGCAGGAGAUCCUUAACAAACUGCAAAAGUCCAGCUCCGGAAGCUUCCAGAUGAUCCAUCUGGAGAGGAGAUCCAGUCACGAUAGCACCACCACAGCCGAUGAAAGCGGCACUGAGAGGUCGAAGCGUCGCUCUAAGAAGUCCAAGAAGUUGCGCCACAAAAUCACCGCCAUUGUGGACGUGGAAAAUGCUCCAGCUCCCUCCGCCAAGGUGGAACACAUGCCCAGUGUCCUGGAGCUGAAUGAAGAGCCCUCUGUUACCAGUCAAGGACUCAUCUCCACGUCGGGCUCCAGUUCCACGCCCAGUCCCAGUCCGAAGCCCAAGUUCACGGUGAACGUGGAGACUGUCGAGGAGCACCAUCAGAUCCACAAGAUCUUCAAGUUGCCGAAGAAAAAGCCCGAGCCGGCCCUGCCCGAGGGAUUCAUGAAGGCGGCUCCCAAAACCAACAAGACAUCGCCUUUGAAGAAGGUUCUUCCAAAGCCGGAAGAGAAGAAGGAGCCACCACAGCAGCAUGUAAGUGUGGCGCAGAUCUUCACUUUUGAUGAGGCGGCCAUACAGAAGCAGGAACCGGAGAAGAAAGAACCCAAAGUGGAGGGAGUGGCCACACCCAAGCCCAUCAGGAAAGCCAUUCAAAAGUCGGAGAGCGGUGAGGACUUUUGGUCGCAAAUUGGUUCGAGGGAAACCCUCUACAUGACUAAUCGCAAAAAGGCCCUGACCGAGAGGCAAGAGCGUCUUCUCGAAGAAGAACAGCAGCCCAAGUCGCCAACCACACCAAAAGAAACAAAGACAAUAGUAGAUGAAGUUAAAGCAAAGGUCCCAGAGACAAAGACACCAGCAGUACCAAAGCUUAAGUCGGAAAUAACCAUAGAACUGAAAACCACACCAACAGUUACAACUUCCAAGGCUCCAGGAACUCCACAAACUCCAGAGUUCCCAGCCACAAAGCCAUCUACACCAAAGGUUGCAACUCCAACAACCAUAACAACAAGCAAUAUCGAAAACAAGACCACAACAGCAACAACUAAACCAGUAACUACACCUACAAGUGUCAUUAAGCCCAUAGUUACACAAACAACUUCAGUGGACUCCCCAUUGGAGGCUACAAAGACCAAAACAACUGCAACAGAUGUUGCCAAACCAAAGACAACACCGGCAGCGACCAAAAAAGACUCACCAACAAAAACAAAAGAGGAAGGAAAGCCAAAAAUAGCCAUAUCCAAGGAUAAUCUAAUCCAAAUCGAAACUAGGGAAGCUGAGAAGUCGAAGGCGGCAAUUGCAACAGCAGUUCAGGCCAAGUCAGUUACACCAACACUUACACCAACCACUCCGGAAGCAAAGUCAACAACAAAAGAUAAUGCCGAAGGGAUGACUGAGAAGAAAGAGAAACAAUCUCCAAAAGUCAAGGCAACAACAUCAAUCGAAGUCCAAACAAAACCAGCAACACCAACUGGCACACCAGCAACACCAACGCAAGUCAAGUUGGCAACAAAACCAGAAGAAAUUCCAUUGACACCAGCAGCACCAGCAAAGACAACAAUAGCAGCUGCGAAGACAACAACUAAAACAACAACAGCUGUGACAGUUAAACAAUCUGGCAGCUCUGCAACAGUUACAACAGCAACAUCAACAACAGCAGCAGCAACAGCAGUAGCAACACCAACAGGCAAAUCAAAACUGAACGAAACAACAGGGCCAAAAAUAAAUAGCGGGCAAAUGGCCAAGUCACCUGAACAACAACAGGCAAUCGAAACGAAAAUAAAUAAAACAACGCACAAGGAACAGCAACAGCAGCAGCCGCAGCAGCAGCAGCAGCAGCAAUCCCAGCAGCAACAGCAAUCCCAGACGGAAACCAAAACGAAAUUGACGGAAACCGCCAAGUCAAAGGUGCAAUCACCGAAAGCCGGCAAAAUAAAUGUUGCCAAAAAGAAGACAACAACAGCAACAGUAGCAACAGCAGCAACAUCGAAUGCAACAGCAUCAACAGUAGUAGAUGCAACAGCAACUGAGAGCAAUGUGACCCCAAUCAAUGCCGAUCAAUUUAUAACUUUGGCCCCCACAAAAGCGACCAAAAUAUCACCAAGAGGAGUGCAACAGCAACAUGCGUCAUCGCAAUCAGUAUCUGCAACUACAACGCCUACAACGAAUUUGAAAGCAAUUAGGCAAGAGGAGAAACAGCAACAGCAACAGCAACAGCAGCAAGAGCAGCAAUCAUUGCAUGUUGCUGUUGCUGUUGAGGCAGCAACAUCUGUUGGUGUUGCUCAUACGGAUGUUGCUAUUGCUAUUGCUGAUAGUGUUGCUACUGUGGCUAGUGUUGCUGAUGGUGUUGCCGAUGUGGAUGUAGACAACAACAGCUGCGGCAAUAAUUUAUCAAAGUUUGCAACAGUAUCGAAUUUGGCACAGUGUCUGCGAGACGUUGACGCUGAAUUAGAGGACUAUAUACCAUCGUCGGCGGAUAAUUCCGAUUCCGAAACCGAUUCCGACGACUUUGACGGCGACAGUUCGGCGGAAUAUUCCAGUGCGAGCGGUAUCCGUCGGAAUCUCAGUGAAAGCAUGAAGAAGAAGCAGCGCAAGGAGAAGAGAAAGCAAAAGAAAGCGGCCGCCGCCGCCGCCGAACCGCCACGCUUCGAUCCUCACAAGAAAAUCAAAAUCGACACCACCAACAAAUGCUACGUGAAGGAGGAGGCGCCACGAUAUCCCCUCGUGGCCACACCGCGACCCCUUUGGAAGCGGGAGAAGAUCGUCUAUUCGGACGAGAAUACGGACGAUGAGAGCGGAAGCGAGGCGGGCAGCGAGUCCUUGGAGGAGGAGGCGACCAGCGACGAUGAGAGCGGCGAGGAGUGCAGCUCCUCGGGCAGCAGCCAAAGCUCAGCGGGAUCUGCGGGGGCGGGAUUGCGUGGUGGCGCCACCAAGGGAGGUGGCUCCUCAUCGGGGGUCACCGAAUCGUCUACCUCCUCGGGAGCGGGAGCGGGGGCAGGGGCGGCUGUGGGCGCGACACUGGGCGUGGCUGGCACUCCGGCCGGCACCUCGCCCUCCAUCAUCCGGAUGAGCACCUGCAGCAACGAUUCCGGAUUCGAGGGCGGCACUGCGCCCUCCAGUCCCAAGAAGAUGUUAGAAACAUCAUAUACAUAUUCACAAUUCCAAAAAUCCGGACGUUUCACUGCGCCAGCCACAGUAAUACCUAGAUUUAAGAAUUAUUCGGUAGAUGAUUUCCACUUUCUGGCCGUCCUCGGCAAGGGAAGUUUCGGCAAAGUCCUGCUGGCCGAGCUGAGGGAUACCACGUACUAUUAUGCCAUCAAGUGCCUGAAAAAGGAUGUCGUUCUGGAGGACGACGAUGUGGACUCGACGCUCAUUGAGAGAAAGGUCCUGGCCCUGGGCACCAAACAUCCUUAUUUGUGUCAUUUGUUUUGCACUUUCCAAACGGAGAGCCACCUGUUCUUCGUGAUGGAGUAUCUGAAUGGCGGUGAUCUCAUGUUCCACAUCCAGGAGAGCGGACGCUUCUCCGAGGAAAGGGCCAGAUUCUAUGGCGCCGAAAUAAUCUCGGGUCUCAAGUUCCUGCACAAAAAGGGCAUUAUCUAUAGGGAUCUCAAACUGGAUAACGUCCUGCUGGACUACGAGGGACAUGUUCGUAUCGCCGAUUUUGGAAUGUGCAAACUGCAGAUCUAUUUGGACAAAACAGCGGAUAGUUUUUGCGGCACACCCGAUUAUAUGGCGCCCGAAAUCAUUAAGGGUGAGAAGUACAAUCAAAAUGUGGAUUGGUGGUCUUUCGGUGUGCUGCUCUACGAGAUGCUGAUCGGACAGUCGCCAUUUAGUGGCUGCGAUGAGGACGAGCUCUUCUGGUCCAUUUGCAAUGAGAUUCCAUGGUUCCCCGUUUAUAUAUCCGCCGAGGCAACUGGAAUUCUCAAAGGGCUUCUGGAAAAGGAUUAUACAAAGCGUAUUGGGUCUCAAUAUAGUACAGCUGGAGAUAUAGCCGAUCAUAUAUUCUUCCGGCCGAUCGACUGGGGUCUGCUGGAGAAGCGACAAAUAGAGCCGCCCUUCAAGCCCCAAGUGAAACACCCAUUGGAUACCCAAUAUUUCGAUCGGGUUUUCACCAGAGAACGGGUCCGGUUGACCCCCAUCGAUAAGGAAAUUCUGGCCUCUAUGGAUCAGAAACAGUUCCAUGGCUUUACGUACACCAAUCCGCACAUCACUUUGGACUAGAGCUUAACCUUAAAACUAUAUCCUAAAUGAUAAAUAAUAUUUAGAGCAACAGUAUUUGUAUAUGUAAAUAUUUUCAAAAAAAAAAUGGAACAAAAAAAUAAUUAUGUGUUGGAUUCGAAGGGAGAAAUCGAAAUAAUUUAUAUAGAUAAGUUCUAAAAGAAUAUAAUUUUCUAGUCAGCUAGCAGUACUUGUACAUCUAAGUCUCUCUACACUCUAAUUGUACAGAUAUCCCUCCUCACCAUAAUCUAUAUAUACUUUAUUAUAUAAACCAAUUUUUUUUGCA
Drosophila ananassae is the source of this 5809-nucleotide messenger RNA. RefSeq names its product putative protein kinase C delta type homolog (gene Pkcdelta). The record is from RefSeq and is a predicted model, not a curated record. NCBI's taxonomy places the organism in Eukaryota, Metazoa, Arthropoda, Insecta, Diptera, Drosophilidae. Gene Ontology annotation, biological process: intracellular signal transduction; peptidyl-serine phosphorylation. Gene Ontology annotation, molecular function: ATP binding; diacylglycerol-dependent serine/threonine kinase activity. Bases 130 to 5526 code for a protein of 1798 amino acids. The transcript has 8 exons.